Messenger RNA from Electrophorus electricus (electric eel), 4140 nucleotides. RefSeq names its product coronin 7 (gene coro7). The record is from RefSeq and is a predicted model, not a curated record. Gene Ontology annotation, biological process: protein import into mitochondrial matrix. Lineage: Eukaryota; Metazoa; Chordata; Actinopteri; Gymnotiformes; Gymnotidae. Gene Ontology annotation, cellular component: TIM23 mitochondrial import inner membrane translocase complex. Gene Ontology annotation, molecular function: protein binding.
CCAAGCUCCGUCCACCUCAGGAAGCCUCAUUUACUUGAUUCCAUCACCCGACAUUGUUCUACACUUUGAAGCAACACAUAUUUUCGUGUGUGUCCUCUCUGCUCUGAUCUGUUUUGAGUCUGUUGUGUCUGUGUUUGUGUUUUUAAUCUGGUGUACAAGGCUUUGUUUUGAUCUGCCCAGCCCCUGAUUGUUUCCAGGGCAGGUUUCCAGGGUUUGGAGCGGCUGAGGUAAAUGUUUUGAGCCCAGUGGCCCUACAGACAGGCUCUCCGACCCCGGCCUCAUGAUGGCUGCUACUCACUACUGCCACCUAUCGGCCAGACCCCUCCAUGUCUCACCAGAGCCCCACCCCUCACAGUUUUGUUUGUUUGUGUAUUUGUUUUUUUUCUGAAUGCCUUUCUUCAUAACCAGUGUGGAGCUCUUGCUUUAUAUACAUUGUAUACAUUGUGUAGUGUAUUUUUGUUAUCGUUGUGUGAUGUGUCUUCGUAGCCUCCAUUCUUUAACAUCCUCUCAUCCGUUCUUUGACAUUUCUGUGAUGAGUCCUAGCCUCCACAGCCUGAAGUUGCAGAUUCUGGAACAGCACACGGAUCAGUUGCAGGGCUUUGCCUGGAAGGAAGACGGCUCUCUCCUGGCUUCUUCCUGCAAGGACAAAAACCUGCGCAUCUUCGAUCCGCGAGCCCAGCUGAGCGCAGUGCAGUGUGCUCAAGGCCUUCAGACCAACAGGGACUCCCGCGUACUCUGGGUCAAAGAUGACUACAUCCUCACUACUGGAUUCAACCAGCACCGUCAACAGGAGGUGAAGCUGUGGGACACCAGGAGUCUGAACUCCUCUCUGAGCUCUGUGUCUUUAGGGACCUCAAAUGGGACGUUAAUGCCGUUGUACGACCCUGAUUCUGGUCUUCUCGUAGUGUCAGGAAAGGGCGACAGUGUUAUUGACUGCUUCGAGGUGACUACAAGUGACCCCUUCCUUUCCCAAGUCAGUCACUGCCUGAGUGAUGCCCCCACGCGCGGUGUUGCCAUGGUACCCAAGCUGGCGCUUGACAUCGGGGUUUGUGAAGUGUUGCGCGUGAUGCAGCUCACAGAAAACUUCAUUAUCCCCAUCAGCUACCACGUACCCCGCAAGGGAGGGCAGGACUUCCAUGCUGACCUGUACCCAGACACACUGGGCCACAUGGCAGCCAUGACAGCAGAUGAGUGGUGGGCAGGAGCGAACAAGCAGGUGCAGAGAGUGAGCCUCCACCCAGACAAGAGGCCAAGGGGCAGAGCUCAGAGAGCCAGUCAGGUUCCAGCGAAGGAGCUGCCUCGUGGGCGAAGCAAAGAGGAACCCUCCAGCUCCAGCAGUCCCCUGAGCACUCCCAGUAGCAGUGCUGCUCCAUCCCGCUCCCCCUCCUCCACCAGCGGCCUGUCCUCUGGCUUCCUGCCCAGCCCUAGCCAGGGCUCCCGCGCAAUCCACACCAUGCUGGGCCCAAGCUCCAAGUUCCGACACAUCCAGGGGACUGUUCUUCACCGUGACACCCAUAUCACCAACCUGCGUGGGAUGAGUCUGACCACACCUGGCGAGUGUGAUGGCUUCUGUGCCAACGGGCAGCGCAUGGCUGUGCCCCUGGCCAUCUCUGGAGGGCAGAUCGCUGUGCUCGAGUUAUCGCAGCCUGGGAAACUUCCAGACACUGCCCUGCCUACCAUUCAAAACUCAGUCAAUGUGGCCGACUUCUGCUGGGACCCAUUUGACUCCUCGAAGUUGGUUGUUGCUGGUGAUGAUGCCAAGAUCCGUAUGUGGAAAAUUCCAGAAGGUGGCCUGGUGGAGACACUGACAGAGCCAGCGUGCAUUCUGCAGGGACACACUGAGAAGAUCUACUCCAUCAAGUUCCACCCCCACGCCUCAGGUCUGCUGGCAUCCUCGUCCUAUGACAUGACGGUGCGGCUGUGGGACCUGGAGAAUGGGGUGGAGGUCAAGAAGCUGCAUGGACACCAAGACCAGAUAUUUGGGAUGGCUUGGAGUCCCAAUGGCAAGUUGUUAGCCACCGUGUGCAAAGAUGGGAAAGUGCGUCUGUAUGACCCACGCAAGUCUGCUGAACCUAUCCAGGAGGGCCCAGGCCCAGAGGGACACAGAGGAGGUCGUAUAGUCUGGGUGUGCGACGGCCAGUAUCUGCUGGUGUCAGGGUUCGACUGUCGCAGUGAGAGACAGCUGUACCUGUUCUCUGCCACGUCCUUGGCCUCUGGAGCAGUGGCUUCCGCCCCAGCUGAUGUGGCCCCCUCUACCCUCAUCCCGUUCUACGACCCAGACACCAGCCUCGCUAUCCUCACUGGGAAGGGUGACACACGCGUGUACAUUUUUGAGAUCACACCCGAGGUGCCCCACUUCAUAGAGUGCAGCAGCUUCCACGCCUCAGAACCACACAAGGGCUUGUGCUUCCUGCCGAAAACACAGUGCAAUGUGCGCGACGUAGAGGUGGCCAGAGCUGUCCGGCUUGGCAAGACCACCAUUGAGCCUGUCGCCUUCAAAGUGCCCCGCGUCAGAAAAGAGUUCUUCCAGGAUGACGUGUUCCCCGACACAGCGGUGUGGUGGGAGCCAGCUCUGAGCGCUGCUGCCUGGCUCUCGGGAUCUGAUGGCCAGCACCGCAAGAUCAGCCUGCGGCCAACAGACAUGACCCUCGUGAGUGAGGCUCCUAAGGAAGCUCCAGUAAGGAAGUAUCUGCCAUCCUCUGUCUACCUUGAGGAGAAGACGGACGAACAGAAAAAAGAGGAGCUUUUGAGUGCUAUGGUUGCUAAGCUGGGGAACAGGGAAGACCCACUGCCACAGGAGUUAUUCGAGGGUGUGGAUGAAGAGGAAUGGGACGACUAAUGGAAACCUUCACUUCAUGGACCAGCCAAGGUACCGGCAGCAGGGAGAUAAAGGAAGCUCUUACCGUACUUGUGAAAUUUGCCAUUUUUGAGUGCCAAACUGAGGUCCACACACACCAGUCCCACCAAACCUCUCAGCCAUUAAUCUAAUUUUAAACCUCCUGUGUGGCCAGAUUCAGUCUAUGAUCUCAGCAAUACUGUUCAACUCUUCAAUGGUUAAAUGUGCAUUUGUUAGGUGCUUAGUGAUUAUGUGACCAGUUACAUCCAAAACAGCAAAUAUGUGAGACUGCAUGACUGGACAAACACCACACUGCUCUUUACCACAGUGGUCAUGGUGACAAAACUCUUGUGUUCAUUUUUAUCUCUUGAUCAAGCAUGACUUUUAUACUGUAAUCUUAAUCUGGCUGUUGUAAAAUAAUUGCAUUCUUCCACAUACGUUAUACACAAAUACAGUACUUGCUUUUAUUGUUUUCUAGAUGGAGCUCAGUCAAACUGUUCAGCUGUUGAACUGUAUGCUUCAGGUUUAUAUUGCAUAGCUGUGUUAAUAAUUUUGCAUUUGGCAGAUGCUCUGAUACAGAGCAACUUACAGUUUUAAUCAUGUCAGUCAUGGCAAAAUGUGUUAAGAAUCUUAUCCAAGGACUCUUAUUGGUGUAGCAUUGUGCACUUGCCCAGAGAGGGGAUUGAACUGCCAUCUUCCACAGGGGUGUCAGCAUUGUUACCUAAUACACCACACCAACCAACUACGCCAUGCACGUUCAAACAUACACAAUGUCGAGAAGGUGCACAGGUGAUUGAGACCUCCAUUUCAGGAUACUUAUACAACUGGAAUUUCUAUACCCUAAAGUCAUGUCUUACUAAUGUCUAGAAAAUAGCCCACUUUUAUUAAACAAAAUGUGUUCCUUUGAGUGCAUGUUCCUCAGUCAACUUCAGCAACAGUAUUAACAGCAAUUUUAACUACUAAGAUCAGCGUCUCAGUCAGGUCUUUUACUUAAGGCAAUAUUAACAGCAGUCUUUCCUUAAUCAUGUUUGCAUAUGACAAAAAUAACCAUGCAUGUUAUAGCACUUUCAAAUGUGUUAUACUAAUAAUAUACUAUGCUUUGACUGUAAGUAUUACUGAAUGUGAUUCUGGAUGUGUUGAGGACCAGUAUGUGUUCAGUUUUAUCCAACAUUAUUUGGGAUGUCUUGAAACUUGAUUAUUACUUUUUAUACUUCAGGGGCAAUAACAUUUGCUUUACCUUCUAUUUUUAACCUAAUCUGUCAUGGGGAACGUUGCCUUGCAAUAAAACAAUUUUGCAAGUUUUG